CGAGCAAAAGACCCGAGAAUUUCAUUGGAAUGCAUUACUUCUCACCCGUCGAUAAGAUGCAGUUAUUGGAAGUGAUUACCACCGAUAAGACAUCGAAAGAGGCCUCAGCGGCGGCAGUGGCCGUUGGCCUCAAACAGGGAAAGGUUGUGAUUGUGGUUAAGGACGGACCGGGUUUUUACACGACAAGAAUUUUGGCGCCCGUUAUGUCCGAAGCCAUGAGAUUAAUGCAGGAGGGGAUCACUCCUAAAGAACUCGAUUCACUGACGCGAUCGUUUGGCUUCCCUGUGGGUGCGGCCACUCUUAUAGAUGAGGUGGGAAUAGACGUGGCCGCACAUGUGGCCGAGGAUCUGGGCAAAGUGUUUGGUGAAAGGUUUGCCGGCGCCAACAUGGAGGUGCUCAAAGAAAUGGUUGUCUCUGGGUUUACAGGAAGGAAAGGAGGAAAAGGUUUCUAUAUUUACGAAUCUGGAGUUAAGGACAGAAAGCUUAACGAUAAAGCACUAGAAAUACUCAAAAAAUAUCACAUUUCACCCAAACAUAAGUGUACCCCCGAAGAACAUCAGAUGAGACUCGCUGUCAGGUUUGCCAACGAAGCUGUCCUUUGUUUACAAGAAGGCAUUCUCGAGAAUCCGCUCGAAGGAGACAUCGGUGCCGUUUUCGGUUUAGGAUUCCCGCCGUUUUUGGGCGGACCCUUCCGUUACUUGGAUUCGUUUGGCGCCAAUAAAGCGGUCGAUUGGAUGAAGAGAUUCACCGAUGAUUACGGCCCGCAGUUCAAGCCCUGCCAGCUAUUGAUCGACCACUCAAACGACACGUCCAAGAAGUUCCACAAAACUCAAUAAUUCUUUGAUUUGGGAUCAUUCGCAUGAAAUAGUGUUCAAAGC
This is a messenger RNA of Oppiella nova, 878 nucleotides long. Lineage: Eukaryota; Metazoa; Arthropoda; Arachnida; Sarcoptiformes; Oppiidae. The record is from the annotation of a GenBank genome assembly.